Tauraco erythrolophus (red-crested turaco) is the source of this 890-nucleotide messenger RNA. The record is from RefSeq and is a predicted model, not a curated record. Lineage: Eukaryota; Metazoa; Chordata; Aves; Musophagiformes; Musophagidae.
UGCCCAGCACCCCCGAGAUCGACCUGGCGGAAUCGCUGGUGGCCGAUAACUGUGUGACGCUGGCCUGGAGGAUGCCCGACGAGGACAGCAAGAUCGACCACUACGUGCUGGAGUAUCGCAGGACCAACUUCGAGGGGCCGCCCCGUGCCAAGGAGGACCAGCCCUGGAUGGUGGUCGAGGGCAUCAAGGGCACCGAGUACACCCUCUCCGGGCUGAAGUUUGACAUGAAGUACAUGAAUUUUCGGGUACGGGCGUGCAACAAGGCUGUGGCAGGCGAGUUCUCUGAGCCAGUCACUUUGGAAACUAGAGCGUUCAUGUUUCGGCUGGACGCCAGCACCUCCCACCAGAACCUGCGCGUGGAGGAGCUCAGUGUGGAGUGGGAUGGCACGGGUGGCAAGGUGCAGGACGUCAAGGCCCGCGAGAAGGAUGGCAAGGGCAGGACAGCUUCACCUGCCAACUCACCGGCCAGGGUGGUGCAGUCGCCCAAGAGGAUGCCCUCGGGGCGCGGGGGCAGAGAUCGCUUCACUGCCGAGUCCUACACAGUUCUGGGUGACACGUUGAUCGAUGGGGACGACCACUACUGGGAGGUGCGGUACGACCGGGACAGCAAAGUUUUUGGCGUGGGGGUGGCAUAUCGCAGCCUGGGCAAAUUCGAUCAGCUGGGGAAGACCUCAGCCUCCUGGUGCCUCCACCUCAACAACUGGCUGCAGGUCAGCUUCAGCGCCAAGCAUGCCAACAAGGCCAAGGUGCUGGACGUGCCCGUGCCUGACUGCAUCGGCGUCUACUGCAACUUCCACGAAGGGCUCCUGUCCUUCUACAAUGCCAGGACCAAGCAGCUGCUCCACACCUUCAAAGCCAAGUUCACGCAGCCGUUGCUGCCUGCCUUCACG